Dichotomopilus funicola is the source of this 909-nucleotide messenger RNA. RefSeq lists its product as uncharacterized. The transcript has 3 exons. NCBI's taxonomy places the organism in Eukaryota, Fungi, Ascomycota, Sordariomycetes, Sordariales, Chaetomiaceae. The coding region runs from base 1 to 909 and encodes 302 amino acids. The record is from RefSeq and is a predicted model, not a curated record.
AUGCACAUCACCGUCGUCCCCGCCUCCCCCAAAACAGGCCUCGCCACCAUCCGCGCCCUCCUCGCCGACCCCCGCCAACCGACCAUCCGUGGCUACUACCGCAACCUGUCCAAGGUCCCCGCCGAGCUGGCUGCGCAGCACCCGCGCUUCGAAGCUGUCCGGGGCGACGUCGAGGAUUUGGAGACUCUCGACUUUGCCGGGUCGGACGCUGUCUUCAACAUCACGCCGCCGUUGUAUCAGGAAGGGAGGGACAUUGUUGCGCAUGCGCGGGUGGUGUCGGAGAAUGUGAAGACGGCGGUACGCAAGGCGGGGGUGCGGAAGGUGGUGUUGUUGUCGAGUGUUGGGGCUCAGUAUGGGAGUGGGACGGGUGAGAUCCUCAGCAACCACGCGGCCGAAGUCGCCCUGGCCGACGCUGCGCCCGAGGUUGCCUUUGUGCGAUGCACCUACUUCAUGGAGAACUGGGCGACUGCUCUCGAGACGCUGCCGGCGGGCUUCUUCUUCUCUACUCUGACUCCGCUCGACUUCCCGCUGCCUAUGGUCGCAAUCAAAGACAUCGGCCUCACCUGCGCCGACGAACUCCUCACCCCCCCUUCCUCCUCCCCCAGCCCAAUCAUCUACGAGCUCCGUGGCCCGCGUGAGUACACCACUGUCGACGUGCAACAGGCCAUCGCCCAGGCCACAGGCAAAGAGAUCGAGGUCCGCCCCGUGGAAAAGGACGGCCUGGAUGCGUUCUACGCCGCGGUGUUUCCGCCCAGCGUAGCCAAGUUGUUUGCUGAGAUGAACCGGAGCUUUUUGGAGGGUGGGAUUCUGGCCCUGGAUCCGGAGCCGACCAAGGGGGAGACGAAGUAUGGGAAGACGGAGUUGGGGGAGGUGAUUCGGGGGCUGGUGGGCGUGGAUGAGUUGGAUUAG